CAACGCUAAGCAACCCCAAGAGGAAUAGAAAAGUAUCUUCUUCCCAAGAGAGGACCGCUAAGAAGAGGUCAAAGGGGAAUUAUGUGAAAGAGAAACCUUAGUUCCUUGAGAACGCAAGAGAGUAGGAAAGGAAAGGGGAAACAGUGAAAAAAGAGACGGAGAUAUUGGUAUUGUGAGAAAAAGUUGAAUAUUUUGAGGAGUCGUUUGGUGGCCAUGGAUUCAACAUGCUCUUCUGAGAGCAUUUAUAACCUCAUACCCAUUGACUGGAAGGAGCCUCCCCAGCCUCCUAGGUACAUAUCAGUUUUUAAGACAUCUGUAAAAGAGGACAUGCAAAAAUUUAAAACUGCAAUGAAAACCAUGGGACCACCAAAAGUUGAAGUACCUUCUCCAAAGGAUUUCCUGAAGAAACAUUCAAAGGAAAAAACUCUACCACCCAAAAAAGCAUUUGAUCGGAAUAAGCCCAAAAAGCCUCCUGUGCCACUGAGGACUGAUCAUCCAGUCAUGGGAGUACAGAGUGAAAAAAAUUUUAUCAACACAAAUGCAGCUAAUGUCAUUAUGGAAGUGGCUAAAAAGCCUAAACCAAUUUAUGUUGACAAAAGAACUGGAGACAAGCAUGAUCUCGAAACUUCAGGACUAAUUCCAAAGCACAUCAAUAAAAAGGAUUACGGUGUCACGCCCAAAUAUAUAUGUCAGCGAAAUGAGGAGGUAAAGAAAGCCCAAGAAGAAUAUGAUAACUAUAUCCAGGAAAAACUCAGGAAAGCAGCUAUGAAAAGGCUAUCUGAUGAAGAAAGGGAAGCCGUUCUGCAGGGGCUGAAAAAGAACUGGGAAGAGGUGCAUAAAGAAUUCCAGUCUCUCUCGAUCUUCAUCGAUUCCAUACCAAAGAGGAUGCGUAAGCAGAAGCUGGAAGAAGAAAUGAAACAACUGGAAUAUGACAUUGGUGUCAUUGAAAAGCACAAAGUUAUUUAUAUUGCCAAUAAGUAGUAAUGGAUUUUUAAAGUAUGGUUAUUUUAAUAUAGGAAAAAAACGUGGAAAAUAUGCAAAUGAAACUAAGUUUUUCAAAGAGGGAAAUACUAUGAGGAGAAUAAAAAUAGUCUUUACCAAACUGCUUAGGCAAUGUUUAAAGAAUAAUUGGAUUUUUUUGCUUACACAAGAGAAAAGAAAUUUUUUUUUACCAGUGUCAGGUUUUCCACGUGUAAACCAAUUAAAGUUUAAUGUUAUCUAUUCCAGUUCUAUAAUGUAAGUCAUUAUUAUUAUGUAGUUGUUUCACAUAAACAUUAAUUUCUGGGCCCUGAAAAAUAAAGUCACCACUCAGAACUUCAUUUACACUUUUUUUCUACACUGCAUGAUACAAGGAACACAUUAAAAACUCUUAAGUAUUUUGAAUUGGAGACUGUAGUAUAUGCUUUCUUACUACACUAAAGUGUUUUCCAUGUAUUGAUUCAGAUCUUCACAAACUUAAACAGUGUAUCUUCUAUUGUAGCUUAUGUCAUCUGCAGCUAUUUCCAACUAAAAAUAUUUUCAAUAUCCAUAAUGCUAUAUAUGCUGAAAGCCAUAGAGUGGGGGUGCCAAAAAAAUGUAUACACAUUUUAAGAGAUGUUACCUAUGUUCAAGCAGUAGUUCGCCAUAAUCAGAAGUGUCUGGAUGCUGAUGGUAACCACUUUGAGCACCUCUUGUAAUUGCA
Molecule: messenger RNA, 1681 nt
Organism: Rhinolophus ferrumequinum (greater horseshoe bat)
Lineage: Eukaryota; Metazoa; Chordata; Mammalia; Chiroptera; Rhinolophidae
Gene: ENKUR
Product: enkurin, TRPC channel interacting protein
Exons: 5
Coding region: 214-981 (255 amino acids)
Cellular component (GO): acrosomal vesicle
Molecular function (GO): calmodulin binding
Source: RefSeq, a predicted model, not a curated record